This is a messenger RNA of Eimeria necatrix, 663 nucleotides long. RefSeq lists its product as hypothetical. Lineage: Eukaryota; Apicomplexa; Conoidasida; Eucoccidiorida; Eimeriidae. The record is from RefSeq and is a predicted model, not a curated record. The coding region runs from base 1 to 663 and encodes 220 amino acids. The transcript is spliced from 8 exons.
AUGGAGCAGACGGUGCCCAUGGGCCCUGUAGUGGGGGAGCCUCAAGAAGCGCCGAUUGAUGGUCGUGUCCACAGAUGGAGAGGCGAAGCAGAACUGCGCCUCCGAGAGCGAAGGCAGACAAGACAUAUUUCUUCUCUUCUUGUUGUGGCCCUCUCGGUAGUCAUGUUCUCUGUGCUGCGCAGGGCCCUUAACCUGGCCUUCAGUGUCCCAUCUCAUAUGUCGAUGUCCUCAGGCAGUGAGGACGAGGCCGACUCCCAGAGUUUAGUAGACGAGGGGGAAGCUUUCGAUUCUUUUAAGACCCUCUAUUCGUUUCCAAAGAUACACAAUCCAGCUAUGCGAGAGAUGCUGCAGGAGGUGUUGCACUUCGUGGGGAACUAUCGACGGAAUUGGAGAGGCUACCGUGCUCACACCUUCGUGUCGGAGUACCAAGGGCUCCGCCUGCACGUUCAGGUUCGAUUGAAGGAAGAAGGAGAAAAGUGGCCCGACAUGGACACGGCGGAAUUGGCGGCCAUUUACCUCGAGGCAGCCAUUAACGGGUCUGUGAAUGACGCGCAGGACUCAGCCGGGGAUACUGUUGAAAGAGGAUUUAGUCUUUUCUCGUUCACAGGCAAAGGUCGUAUGGAUGUUGUUGUCCGAGCUGAGCUGCGUCAUACGCUUGUCUGA